Lytechinus variegatus (green sea urchin) is the source of this 3153-nucleotide messenger RNA. Its product is annotated as protein fem-1 homolog C-like. NCBI's taxonomy places the organism in Eukaryota, Metazoa, Echinodermata, Echinoidea, Temnopleuroida, Toxopneustidae. Gene Ontology annotation, molecular function: protein binding. The record is from RefSeq and is a predicted model, not a curated record. The coding region runs from base 156 to 2090 and encodes 644 amino acids. The transcript has a single exon.
UGGGAUGGCGCUCUUUAUUUUGACACCGGCAGCCAUGUCAUUGCUAUCACAAAAAUCUUGACUCGAAAACCGCAAGUAUGAACCAUAUAAAUAUCAUGUUCCACUCGUUUUUUGCAGUAAACUUUGAUUUGAGGCAUUCUUGAGAGUGAGUAGAAAUGUCAAAGAAACAAACACCGACUUCGCGUGAUCCUAAAUUCUAUUUAGUGAGUGUCUUUACCGCUGCUCGGGAUGGGAAGUUGUGCCGCAUCAAAAAAUGGUUUCAGAACUUCAACAAGGAAGAGAUCAAAUGGAUUGUGUCACAAAUUGUGGACAGCACGACACCGCUUAUUGUCGCUUGCAGACACGGUCACAUAGAUGUGGUAACAUAUUUCAUUGAACAAUGUAAGGCAGAUAUAGAACAAGUUGGUUCUGUAACGUUUGAUGGAGAAACAAUUGAUGGGGCACCGCCACUUUGGUGCGCCGCUGCCGCAGGCCAUUAUCAAACUGUUUCAACACUCGUCAAACACGGUGCCAAGGUAAAUCACACCACCUUCUCAAACUCAACCCCUCUUCGUGCGGCUUGCUUUGAUGGUCAUUAUGACAUUGUCAAAUAUCUUAUACAACAUGGAGCAGAUAUCGAGUUGGCCAACAGACAUGGACACACUUGUCUAAUGAUUUCCUGUUACAAGGGACACUACAAAAUUGCUGAGUAUUUGCUUCAUCUAGGCGCAGAUGUGAAUAGAAAGAGUGUGAGAGGAAACACAGCAUUGCAUGACUGUGCGGAAUCAGGAAGUCUGGAUAUCAUGCGACUCUUGUUGAAGCACAGGGCGAAGAUGGACACUGAUGCAUACGGGAUUACACCGAUCAAAGCUGCCGCAGUGGCAGGCCAUGUGAACAUUGUCGACUACCUCGCUGCAGAAGACCUACCAAGGACUGAAAAGAUUGAUGCCCUUGAGCUUGUAGGAGCAACAUUUGUGGACAAGAAAAGGGAUAUGCAUCAAGCGAUUGGUUUCUGGGAACGUGCAAUGGAGCUGCGUUACACUUAUAAAGUUCAUUUGGUUCAUAAACACAAAUGUGCGAAACCAGUUGCUGCAUACGAGUACACCGUGGAGGCUCAGAACAGGCAGGACCUUGAGAAUAUGGUUGGAGAUCCAGAUGAAAUGCGGAUGCAAGCUUUACUGAUACGAGAGAGAAUCCUCGGACCAGCACAUCCUGACACGACCUACUACAUCCGAUACCGUGGUGCAGUGUACGCAGAUUCAGGCAACUUUGAAAGGUGUAUAAUGCUAUGGAUGUAUGCGCUAGAAAUGCAACAGGAAGCAUUGGAACCUCUUAAUCCUAUGACGCAAAGCAGUUUAUUGUCGUUUGCAGAACUCUUUGCAUACAUGCUAUCAGAACGAAACAGUGAACGCGUGUACCAGCAUGUUCCCUUCAGUGAUGUUGCAGUCGUAUACAUGAAAGGAAUCACCGAGAUGAAGCGCGGUGCUGAACAGCUUCCCCUUGGUCCUCAACCAGAAAAGGAGACCACAAACUUCAAUCGUACCCUCCUUAUUCUCAUGCACCUCAUGUGUCUUAUAGCGAAGCGAGAAGGCGCGACACCUCAACAGAUGGAAGAGGUCAAGCGGGCAACGUACCAACUUGUGAAACUCCGACUGCGUGGCAGCAAGGGAUUCACUGUCCUGCAUCUUGCCGUUGACAAGGCCACCUCAUCCGUUGGGCGUUACCCCGUCUGUACUUUUCCAGACAAGAGAGUUGUGCAAUUCUUGCUGGAAUGCGGUUCCGACCCUAAUGUGUUAGACAUCAAUGGCAACUCGCCUCUUCACAUUGCUGCCACAAACACCGUUGCUCCAGGUUCUUCAACCAUCACAACAAAUGGUAGCAAGAUGGACAACAAUGAGAUCAUGAAGUUGCUCCUUGAUCAUGGUGCACAUUGUGAUUUCCGAAACUUGGAGGGUCAGACCCCACUGGACUUGCUGAAAGUGUCUUGUGAUCUUGCACCCAUCAACUACACCAAGCUGCAGUGUUUGGCUGCACGGUGCAUUGUUCAGAACAAGAUUCCCUUCUCUGGAAAUAUACCAAGAGCUCUUGAAGGAUUUGUUUCUAUGCAUUGAAUUAAAUGUACAGUAUUGUUGAUAUGUUUUAUAUCAGAAUAUAUUCUGCAAUUCAAUGUGGGUUCACAAGCAAUUAGUUUGCUUAAAUUAGUUCAGGAAAUAUAUAAUUUUUAAUUUGCAGAGCUGCAUACACACAUGUUCUUAUGAAGGAAAUGAAUUUAUAAUACAAACUUCAUUUAUUUUGUUCUUUGUUUUUUCUCUUUUAGAUCAGAUUUUAUGCGAAUUUUAAUUUAGAUGUCUAUUGUCUACCUUUUUUUAACAAUGCUGCACAAUGGCCAUGAUCAAUUGUUGCUGUACAUUAUUUUAAAUGUCAUCUAAUGUAACAUGCAAUUAUGCAUUCAAGUACUCAAGUGUAACAAAUGUUUCACUUGAAAGAAAAAUCAAUUGAAAGUUAUAUUUGAGAGUGAUUUACAGAAUAUUUGGCUCGUUACUAAACUGAUGUCAACACUACAGGGCACAGGCCUAUGCUUUUCUUUUUGUAUUCUUUCUUACUCAAACUUAAGAUUUUGUCAAAUUUAUACACAUUUUAUUGUUUACAGGUAUUGGCACAUUGACAUAUUAGUCCACUUUUUCUCAUGGUAAACUUAUUUGAAAAAAAAAUCCCUUCUCACAAGCACUGUAUUCUAUACAAUUCACACCCACUCCAUGUAUCAGCAUUUUUUUUUCAAUUUCUUCAGGGGAGUGUGUCAUAGAUCAAAUACAUUUCUAAAGUCUCUUAUUUUCAUUGAUUAAUAAUGUUCUGAGUCAAUCAGAUGCAGGGAUUAAGUAGUUGACCAGUUUUCACUGGCUACAUGUAGCUAUUUCAUUGAAAUGCUCCCCUUCAGAACCUGUUUAUAAUAAAUUCUUAACACUUGGGUGAGUUGCUGUAGGUCAAAAUAAAGUCAUACUGUGCAAAUCACAUUUUUUGCGAGUUGCGACUCGAUCCACGUACAUUUACACGUAACAACCUUGAGACUCAAGGGCUAGAAAAAAAAUCCCACACUAUUUGAGCAUUAGUUCCAUUGUGCAUUGAAUUUCAUUUCAUGUUGAACUGUAAAUAGACUUCAGUUCAACAAUAUGGGAA